AUGCAAUCCACAGUGGUCACGGUGUCAGACAUGGAUCUUAAAACCAGCCCUACCAGCACCAACCAUGAGACCCAGGACACUGAAGCAACGACCCCACUGAACCAUGUCCCUGACGGGGUCACCCUGGGCACUAAUGUCCCCUGCUGGUACUACUUCACCAGGCCCAUCCUGGCCAUCCUUAUCGGCGGAGUGCUGUUCGGCUUGGGCACGGCCCUCUCCCUGCUCUACUUCACCCAGGUGGGGAACGUGCCCUACCUGCUGGGUCCUGUGUUCCUUUCUGCGGGGCUCAUGUUCCUGGUCACGGGGCUGGUGUGGGUGCCUGUGGUGAAACAGAGACUAGAGCACAAGGCUCCGACCAAGGUCAAUGGCAAGGCGCUUCAGGUGGACGAACAGCACCGAAGAGCCAUGGACUCUUCAAGCUAA
Messenger RNA from Oncorhynchus kisutch (coho salmon), 423 nucleotides. RefSeq names its product phosphoinositide-interacting protein. Gene Ontology annotation, cellular component: plasma membrane. Gene Ontology annotation, molecular function: phosphatidylinositol bisphosphate binding; transmembrane transporter binding. The record is from RefSeq and is a predicted model, not a curated record. The transcript has a single exon. Lineage: Eukaryota; Metazoa; Chordata; Actinopteri; Salmoniformes; Salmonidae. Gene Ontology annotation, biological process: positive regulation of cation channel activity. The coding region runs from base 1 to 423 and encodes 140 amino acids.